Racocetra fulgida is the source of this 454-nucleotide messenger RNA. The record is from the annotation of a GenBank genome assembly. Lineage: Eukaryota; Fungi; Glomeromycota; Glomeromycetes; Diversisporales; Gigasporaceae.
AUUAAUAUAGAACAAAGUCAUAACUUAGCAGUAGUUAAUAUUUAUCAUUACAUUCAUUCUCCACCUGAAACUAUAGAAGUUUCUUCACAAAUCCGCAAUUAUAUUAUUAAUCAUAAUCAAUUAGCUGUUUUGCAACUUUAUAAGUAUAGAUUUGCCAAUGAUCUAUUAGAAUCAGCACAACAAUAUUUGAAGAACAAUCCAAAGCAUUAUCCCUUAUUAGAAGUCAAAGAAGAGAAUGCCUUUUCUGAUUUACCUGAAAACAUUCAUACCUCAAUUAAAAAUUUAAACAAUUCUGAACUGCAAGUUAAUAAUCAAUUUCAUGAGCAAGAAUCACAAGCAUGUGGACAAGAAUCUCAAGUCAAUGAACAAAAAUUUCAAGUCAAUAAACAAGAAUUUCAAGUCAAUGAACAAGAAUUUCAAAUCUAUGAACAAGAUUUUACUACAGUUAAUCUAA